UAACAAUGGCGGUUAGGGUUUUGAUUUUGAGUUUUAGUUCUUGAUUAGAGAGGAAAGAAGAGAGAGAAAGUUAGGGGUGUGGUGCUACUGAGUACUGUACUAAUGUGUUUAUUGGGUUAGUACUUAGUAUGAGAAUAAAUGAAAUUUGAAAUGGGAAAAAAAGAGGAGAGAGAAAAAGUCCAGUAAUUGAGACUUGAGAGAGUAAGAGAAAAAGUACUCGUUGAGAGAUAGAUAAAGUAAGGAGAGAAAAAUUUGGACGGAUUAGUUUAAAGAUUUUUUUUUAAAAAAAUUAAGACCCUCUAAUUGUGAUACCUAUGCUGAAUCCCACUUUAGACCGGCACAGGGCGGGCUUGCUGACUGCAAACUUAAUUGAUUAUACAUGUACGAAAUGUCACUUCAGUAUAAUCAUUUAUCUUACCCACUAAAAAAAUAAGGAACCCCUUCAACAAAUAAGAGUUACAGUAGGAAAUAACAUGUGAAACAUGCGACGAUGCCGAGACACACAGGAGUCGGAUCAAUUUUUUUUUUUUUUUUUUUUUUUUGAGGGGGAGUCGGAUCAAUUACAUUAGCUGUAGAUGCAGAGAUAGAAUUGACUCAACUCCAAACUCUAAGAAACUAACUGAAAAAGAUGAGAAGAUAAAUUUUGCAAUGGAACCCCAAAAUCACAAAUCCCAGAAUCUCUCUUUAAAAACCAAAAAUGAAAAACCUUACCCCUGAAAAAUUUCCACUUCUCAAUAACAUGGCUUCCUCUUCUGUAUCACCCACCAUUGAAACUGAAGAAAAUCAGCAUCCCAAAACCAGUUACUGGACAUGGAAAAAACAGGAUUUUUUCCCAGAAAGUUCCUUCAAUUCUUUAUCAGACUACAAAACAGCUCUUUCCCAGAUUUGCCCACGUUUGAAAGACCGAUUAUUGAGCCGUUCCUCGGACUCUUUCGAGCUGGUUGAGUUGAAAAAAGAGAGUGUUAAUAAUAUGAGCAAAUGCUUGACUUGGUGGGACUUAAUAUGGUUAAGUUUUGGUUCCGUUGUCGGGUCAGGUAUAUUCAGCAUUACAGGUCAGGAAGCUCAUAAUCAUGCAGGUCCUGCAAUUGUACUGUCCUAUGCAAUUUCUGGGUUUUCUGCAUUGUUAUCUGUGUUCUGUUACACUGAAUUUACAGUUGAAGUUCCUGUUGCUGGUGGGUCUUUUUCUUUUCUUAGGAUUGAACUUGGUGAUUUCAUUGCUUUUAUUGCUGCUAGUAAUAUUCUGCUUGAAGCAAUUGUGGGUGCUGCUGGUUUAGGAAGAUCAUGGUCUUCGUAUUUCGCUAGUAUGAUUAAGAAUGAUUCUGAUUUCUUCCGAAUUCGUGUUCAUUCGUUUGCUGAUGGGUUCAAUCUUCUGGACCCAAUUGCUGUUGUUGUGCUGUUGGUGGCUAAUGGUAUUGCAAUGUCAGGGACUAAGCACACGUCGUGUUUGAAUUGGUUGAGUUCGAUUAUGAGUGCAUUGGUGAUUGUUUUUAUUAUCAUUGUUGGGUUUGUCCAUUCGAAAUCUGAGAAUUUAGUGCCCUUUUUUCCAUUUGGGGCUGAAGGGGUAUUUCAGGCUGCUGCUGUUGUGUAUUGGUCAUAUACUGGGUUUGAUAUGGUUGCUACCAUGGCGGAAGAAACCAAGCGUCCUGCAAGGGAUAUCCCUAUAGGAUUGAUUGGAUCGAUGUCGAUGAUAACUGUGAUUUAUUGUUUGAUGUCAUUGACAUUGACUAUGAUGCAGAAGUACACUGAUAUUGAUAUUAACGCGCCUUACACAGUUGUUUUUGAACGGAUUGGCAUGAAAUGGGCAAAGUAUUUGGUGUCUGUUGUAGCUCUGAAAGGGAUGACUACCAGUUUGCUUGUGGGUUCUCUUGGGCAAGCUCGCUAUACAACACAAAUUGCUAGGGCUCAUAUGAUACCUCCAUGGUUCGCACUUGUUCAUCCGAAAACCAGAACUCCUAUUAAUGCCACUUUGCUUGUAACCAUUCUCAGUGCUGUAAUUGCCUUGUUCUCCAGUUUGGAUGUUCUGUCUAGUGUCUUCUCGUUCAGUACUCUUUUCAUUUUUAUGUUGAUGGCCGUGGCAUUGUUAGUUAGGCGCUACUAUGUUGCAGAUAUCACACCAAAGCAGGGUCUAUACAAAUUUCUUGCAUGCUUAUUCUUGAUUGGAGCCUCUUCAGUUGGCUUAACAGUAAUAUGGAAUCUAAACAACCACAGCUGGAUUGGUUACUCUGUGUGUGGAGCGGUUUGGUUUGUUGCUACUUUGGCAAUGCAGUUACUGGCGAAGCAGCGAGCUGCAAAGGUUUGGGAGGUUCCACUAGUUCCAUGGUUACCAUCAUUAUCGAUUGCAAUGAACAUCUUUUUGAUAGGAUCAUUGGGUUAUCUAGCCUUUCUUAGGUUCUUCAUCUGUAGUGCAGUUAUGCUAAUUUACUAUCUUUUUGUGGGUGUGCAUGCAACAUAUGAUGUUGCUCAUGAUGAUGUGAGGGAAAGCAAGAUUGAGCAAGCAAGAGCGGACGUCAAUCAAGGGAGCCUAUAGUGCAACCCAUACAGGCAGCUCAUAUUCUUAAGAUUUCGUUUGUCUUAGACGCUUUGGAUUUUAGAAAAAUUAUGUUGGAAGUGAAUAUAUUAUAUAUGUACAGUACAUUCUAAGAAUAAAAAUGCCUUUGAUAACUCUAAUAUCUUUAUAAAAUGAUCAUAUAAAGAGUUUGAAUGUCUA
Molecule: messenger RNA, 2707 nt
Organism: Beta vulgaris subsp. vulgaris (sugar beet)
Lineage: Eukaryota; Viridiplantae; Streptophyta; Magnoliopsida; Caryophyllales; Amaranthaceae
Product: cationic amino acid transporter 8, vacuolar
Exons: 1
Coding region: 698-2527 (609 amino acids)
Biological process (GO): amino acid transport; transmembrane transport
Cellular component (GO): plasma membrane
Molecular function (GO): amino acid transmembrane transporter activity
Source: RefSeq, a predicted model, not a curated record